AUGCACAUAAUUGUGAUAGUGACAAAGCGGAGGUUGAUUCCUGAACGAACGAUAUGGAAGUAUUUUGUGCAGCUGUGCAGCGCGCUGGAACACAUGCACUCACGCAGAGUCAUGCAUCGAGAUAUAAAACCAGCCAACGUCUUCAUCACAGCUACUGGAGAGGUCAAACUCGGUGACCUUGGACUAGGUCGAUUCUUUAGCUCCAAAACCACUGCUGCUCACUCUCUUGUUGGAACUCCAUAUUACAUGUCUCCCGAGAGGAUUCAUGAAAACGGCUACAACUUCAAAUCAGACAACUGGUCCUUGGGUUGCUUGCUGUAUGAGAUGGCAGCUCUGCACAGCCCCUUCUACAGCGACAAGAUGAACCUGCUCGCAUUGUGCCACAAGAUCGAACAGUGCGAUUACCCUCCUCUGCCUUCAGAUCACUACUCACAGAAGCUCAGAGAUCUGGUCAGUAUGUGCAUCAACCCAGAUCCUGACCAGCGGCCCGACAUCAGCUUCGUCCUGCAGUUCGCCAAACAGAUGCACCUGUGGACGUCCAGCACCUGACACAAACACACACACCUGCAGCAAUGAGGAGAACCAUUGCGCAAACCUGUGAUCUCUGCUGCUCUCUCAGUCCAACUGAUCAGGCUAUAGAAAGAUCUAGAAAUGAGUAAGGAGAGAAUGCCAACAGUGUCUAUACUGUUUUAAGCUGAGCGUUUCUCUAGAUUUGUAUUGAAAGGAAUGCCAAUAUAUUCUGUUGUGCCUUCAAAUUAUGUAUCAGUGCCGUAUGCUGAUUGGUUCAGAGAAAGUUGGUCAGGUCAGGUGACCAGUGCCUCAUGUUGAUGAUAUCAAAGCAAGGUGGUUCCAUUUAUACAUACUUUUACUGUAGGCUUAUAUUCAUAACAGCAUUUAAAGAGCCUUAGUUUGUUACUUAUCUCUCUUUAUGUAUCUGAUACACACACACACACACACACAACUGUCAAGUGUUUUGCAAGGAAACACGUGUUGGAUGGUGGAUUCAGCAGUUUUGUUCUCUGGUCAAAUAUCUACCAUAUGAAAGUAUUCAUUAUAUCCAAAGAGAUGUUAUUUUUAAGGAAUUUUGAAGCAUUUGCUCAUGUUUAAAUGUGUAAUUAACAAUAAAAUGUAACUGGAAA
This is a messenger RNA of Sinocyclocheilus grahami, 1139 nucleotides long. RefSeq names its product serine/threonine-protein kinase Nek6-like. Gene Ontology annotation, biological process: regulation of mitotic metaphase/anaphase transition; peptidyl-serine phosphorylation; positive regulation of canonical NF-kappaB signal transduction. The record is from RefSeq and is a predicted model, not a curated record. Gene Ontology annotation, cellular component: cytosol. The coding region runs from base 1 to 549 and encodes 182 amino acids. The transcript has 6 exons. Gene Ontology annotation, molecular function: ATP binding; protein serine/threonine kinase activity. Lineage: Eukaryota; Metazoa; Chordata; Actinopteri; Cypriniformes; Cyprinidae.